Molecule: messenger RNA, 3091 nt
Organism: Erythranthe guttata (spotted monkey flower)
Lineage: Eukaryota; Viridiplantae; Streptophyta; Magnoliopsida; Lamiales; Phrymaceae
Product: PKS-NRPS hybrid synthetase cheA
Biological process (GO): positive regulation of transcription by RNA polymerase II; RNA processing; cellular response to iron ion starvation
Molecular function (GO): DNA-binding transcription factor activity, RNA polymerase II-specific
Source: RefSeq, a predicted model, not a curated record
ACAAACCUCAAAAACAGAAAACUUAAUAAUAUUUCCCCCAGAAUUUGAGAAGCGAAAAACCACUCUUCGUCAUCUCUCUCCAUUAAGGCUCUGCAAUUUAGGUUAUCAGGUGGAUACGACGACGUUUGGCAUUGUGAUUCAAGGUGAAGAAGAAAAUGGAGAAUAAAUCAAUUUAACGCAAUUAACAAAAAAAUCCAUGAAUUAGUGAAGACGAGUAAGGGAAGGCAAAAACCAUGAACCCUACCGAUGCUUUCGUCGAGGAAAUCACCGAAAUUGAAUUCAACCGGAAUGAAGAGGAGAGAACGCAAGUGAGAGAAGAUGGAAUCGUGGAGAAUAAUCACGAGACAUUGACAGGGCAGAUUGAGAAACUUGACGAAAUGAAGGCUGAUGGUGCUUUGGACAAAACUAGAAAACAGAAAAAGAGGCAGUUUGAGGAUAGACUCAACCAUGUGACGAAAAAAACGAAGGUUUAUUUAGAGCCAUUUGAGGAAUUUGAUUGCAGUGAAUAUUUUGUGAGAAAUGAGGCAUUUGACAGUAAAGAGGAACUCAAAGAAUGGGCAAAGUCAAUUGGUCGGGAUCACGAUAUGUUUCUAAUUACACAGAGUACGAGCAGAGGUAAAAUAACUAUAACGUGCGAGCGUUACGGUAAAGCACGAAAUAAAUCAAAUAUUGACGUGGAGAGCACAAAAUUUAAGGGCUCAAAGAAAUGCCGGUGUCCUUUCGCCUUGUCUGGCCGGAAGAAAAAAAACGGGUUAUGGAAACUGUCGAUAUCAAACGGGAAGCACAACCACCCCUUGAAGAUAUACGGGCACUCGUUCGGUCACGGAUUAAGUCCAGAACAGUAUGAAACUGUUGCAGCUUUGAUAAUGAAUCGUGUAAAACCGAAGGAGAUUUUGGACAGCCUAAGGCAGGAGAAUCCAGGCAUCAGAACAUCGAUGAAAGAUAUCUAUAAUGCGGUGAACAAGUUCAAAGCUGAAACUAUUGGUUUGAAGACGAUUAUGCAACAGUUCUUGCAUUGUAUUCAGGAAAAUAAGUACGUAAAGUGGCACCGAGCGGAUCCGAGUACAGACCAGAUAAUGGAUAUUAUGUUCGCCCAUCGGCAGUCAAUCGAGCUGCUAAAGCUAUUCCCAUAUGUACUACUAAUGAAUUCCACACACAAGAUUAACAAGUACAAAAUGUGUCUAUUGGAGAUUAUCGGAGUGACUCCUGUAGGGAAGUACUUCAAUGUUGCAGUGGCGUUUUUGAGAAAUGAAUCUGAGGAGCACUACGAAUGGGCACUGGGGAACUUGAGGUCUCUGUUCGACAAUGGCGUGGGGCCCGGCGUGAUUGUGACGCACAGGGAGUCGAGCCUGAUGAAGGCGUUAGAUUACGUUUUUCCACGUACAUACCACCUUCUCUGUUUAGCCCAUAUAAACGAAAAUGUUCAGUUAAAUGCAAGAAAGUUUAUGGGCAGCAAAGAACUUGGUGACGAAUUCACGUGCGGGGAGUGGAAAAAGCUCGUGAAUUCUCAAUCGCUGCAUGAAUUCGAGACGAACCAUGCGCAAAUAUUGCGUGACCACCAGAGUAACGCUCUGCUCUUAACGUACCUCAAAGAGACUUGGCUUGUGUACAAGGAUAGAUUUGUAGAUGCUUGGACCAAUCAAGUUAUGCACUUUGGAAACACGAAAAUGAACACGUAUUUUCUUAAUUGUACGCUACUCCAUUCGUCUCUGAAAAUGUGGUUGGGCUCGUCGACCGACAAAUUCGACAAUGUGUGGAAGCAGGUCGACUCGCAGUUUGAGUGUCAGAUCAACGAAAUACUAUCGGAACUUGCCAAAUCCAGCAAGAUUCAAGAGCGCGUCGUGACGUAUCCGUGCUUUCGGAAUUUGGAAGGAGUCGUCGUGCAAGAGGCACUAAGCAUGAUGUAUAAAGAGCACAGAGUUGGACACUCUCGAGAAUCGUGCAAGUGCGCUCUGAGACUGACUCACGGCCUCCCUUGCGCGCACGAGAUUGCGGAGAAAGAGCGCGACGGAGACGCGUUCGACGGUGAGGAUGUUCAUUCGUUCUGGAGGACUAUGAGUACGGACGCUUUGUCGUCCAUCGAUUUUCAGUCGGAUCACAACGAAGAAGUUAGAGACAAGGAACUUAGAGCUCGGCUGGUUGGAUUGGUCGAAGAGUUGCUUUUGCUGCCUAUAAACGAACAGAAGGAAAUACUAAAGGAACUUUAUCUUUGCUACAAACCUACAAGUCAACCGAAGAAGAAUCUACCUGCGAGAUCUUCGUCAGGAUCUAGAGGUCAUAGUCUGUCAUUAGCUUUGUUGACCGCCCCACAAGAAAAGACGAGUACUAAGUUUGACUUUACUGGAUUUAUACCACCUUUUGUGGUUCCCAGUAUAUUAUCUUGGGUCGAUGUAAUAGGCGAUGGUAACUGUGGGUACAGAUGUGUAGCAGAAGUUGUAAUGGGAAGCCAGGAUCACUGGAUGAAGGUGAGAAAAGCCUUGUUCAUGGAACUUUCCGAUCGGUUCGAAAUGUACACGAAGGUGUACGGUGGUGGGGCGGAAGGGGAGCAGUACGUGGCUAGUAUGAUGUCGUCGCUGUGUCACUGGACGGACACUUCAGCACCAGUGGAGCGGUGGAUGACUCUGUCGGAUAUGGGGUUAGUUAUAGCCACGCAUUAUAACGUGAUGGUGUUGGAGCUGUCUUCGAGACAGAACCUGACGCAUUUGCCCUUGGUUUCGCCGGACGGUGCCGGGCAGUUAUCGUCCGUGGUGGGUAUAGGAUACGAAGCGACUGCGAAGCACUUUGUUCUGCUGCGUGUGUCGGAUGAAUGUCCCGUGCCGCCGUUUAAUCCGCAGUGGCGGCGGUACAAGCAGCCGAGUGUUGCUUACUUGGAGAACUUAUUUGCUAGAAGGUGUCGCAUGUGGGAGCUACUAUCAGCUGCAAUGUAAUAGAGAUAAACUUGUCUUCGAAACAACAGAUGUUAAUUAUCGUAAUUAUUGUCGUCAUUUCGAAUGCACUGUAAUGUUAGGAUAAAACGAACAUUCUUAGUCAAAUUUGGUGAGCUCGAACUCGAGCCGAGCCUGUCGAGGUCGAGCUCAUCUCAUCUUAUAUA